Molecule: messenger RNA, 384 nt
Organism: Arvicola amphibius (Eurasian water vole)
Lineage: Eukaryota; Metazoa; Chordata; Mammalia; Rodentia; Cricetidae
Product: proline-rich proteoglycan 2-like
Exons: 2
Coding region: 1-384 (127 amino acids)
Source: RefSeq, a predicted model, not a curated record
AUGCUGGUGGUCCUGCUCACAGCGGCCUUGUUGGCUCUGAGCUCAGUUCAGAGAGCAAAUGCAGAGGAAGAGCAAAAAAGCCAGGUCAAUAGUCAACAGCCUCAGAAUGAUGACGAAAGUGAUGAACCUGAAGAUGGUGAGGAAGACAGUGGAGAAGAAAACCCACCAGAGAAACCACCACAUCAUCCUCGCCCUCCUAAACCUGGAAAACCACAUGGCCCACCCCAGGAGGGAGAUGAGGAGAAACCUCGCCCACCUAAACCUGAAAAGCCAGAAGGCCCACCCCAAGAGGGAGGUGAGGAGAAACCUCGCCCUCCUAAACCAGAAAAACCAGAAAAACCAGAAGCCCCACCUGAGGAGCCUGAGGAGGGUGGUGAUGAAUAG